AUGAGCUCAACGAGCUCAAUGAGCUCUGCAACGCCCACAACAGAGCAGCAGCCGCGGGGAAUACCCGCGGCGAAGCCGCCGCCUUCAGCCUUUUCUAAGGCGAAACCCUUCAUCGUCGGAGGCCUCUCCGGGUGUAUAGCCACCUGCUGUAUUCAGCCCGUUGAUAUGGUGAAGGUUCGUCUGCAGCUUGUCGGCGAGGGCGGCGCCAAGGCAUCCACCAGUCCUAUUCAGGUCCUCAAGAACGUCCUCAAAAACGAAGGUGUUUGUGCCCUUUAUAAGGGCCUAGACGCCGGCAUCACACGUCAGCUGACGUACUCUACCGCCCGUCUUGGGCUGUUCCGAGUCUUCAGCGACCGGCUGAAGGACAUGUCAAGGAGUGCAGACCCAACCGCCCCGCCUCCGCCUCUACCUCUAUGGAAAAAGGCUGCAGCUGGCCUCGCUGCAGGUGGAGUUGCAGCUGCCUUUGGAAACCCAGCAGACCUCUCCCUCAUCCGCAUGCAGGCCGACGCAACUCUUCCGCCUGAGGCGCGACGCAACUACACGGGCAUAUUAAAUGCCAUUUCACGGAUCGUGAAGGAAGAAGGAAUUCUGGGCCUUUGGAGAGGCAGCUUUCCCACUGUUCUGCGAGCUAUGUCGCUGAAUAUGGGAAUGUUAGCAACGAACGACCAGUGCAAGGAGAUGCUUGCUCCCACACUGGGUAAUGGAUGGGCGACGACACUAACAGCAAGCGCUAUAUCGGGUUUCUUUGCAGUGACAUUUUCGCUUCCAUUCGACUUCUUAAAGACACGCCUGCAAAAAAUGCGCCCUGAUCCGGUAACGGGAGAGUUGCCAUACAAAGGUGUACUGGACGCCGCAGUGAAGAUCACUCGGACAGAGGGUAUCACCGCAUUCUAUACAGGUUACCCUACGUACUACGUGAGAAUCGCACCGCAUGCGAUGAUCACACUGAUUUGCAUGGACUAUCUGGACAGAGCAUUCAAGCGAUACUUCUAG
Messenger RNA from Eimeria mitis, 993 nucleotides. RefSeq names its product mitochondrial 2-oxoglutarate/malate carrier protein, putative. The record is from RefSeq and is a predicted model, not a curated record. The transcript is spliced from 5 exons. Bases 1 to 993 code for a protein of 330 amino acids. NCBI's taxonomy places the organism in Eukaryota, Apicomplexa, Conoidasida, Eucoccidiorida, Eimeriidae. Gene Ontology annotation, molecular function: oxoglutarate:malate antiporter activity. Gene Ontology annotation, biological process: transmembrane transport.